Pectinophora gossypiella (pink bollworm) is the source of this 2854-nucleotide messenger RNA. RefSeq names its product PDZ domain-containing protein GIPC3 (gene kermit). NCBI's taxonomy places the organism in Eukaryota, Metazoa, Arthropoda, Insecta, Lepidoptera, Gelechiidae. The record is from RefSeq and is a predicted model, not a curated record. The transcript has 4 exons. Bases 464 to 1426 code for a protein of 320 amino acids. Gene Ontology annotation, molecular function: protein binding.
AAUUUAUGAGUUAACUUCUUUGUUUUAAACUGAGUCAACUGCAGUAGUGUCAACAUUCCUCUCGUCACAAGGUUUCAUGUAGAGCGCGGGCCGCGGACGAGCAGACAGUUGAUGGUAGAUGGUGGCAUGACGUGCGGGCAGGAGUGAGGGGCGAGUGACCGGUGGCGGGCACGGGCACUCAGUCGCGGCUCGUUCACCGCCCGCGCGCUAUGUCGCCCGCUGCCCCGUCGGCUCGCAAUGCGCUACCUUCAACUACUGAACACCGCAUAAUCUUAUCCAACAUCGCCAUUGGGCGAUAACUUAUCAUGUGCUAUUAUGACGCAGCCUUACAUUUUAAAAUUCUCGCGUGAUAAGAGACUCUGUGGUGAUUAAAAUUUUACUGUGAACGGGUGUAGAAUGUGCGCGCAUUGACGUUCUCGCUGAAGAAAAACUUGUUACCGUUAUUUAGUGCUCUCCGAUAGCGAUGUCGUUGUUUAAGAAGAAGGCUCCGAAGUACUCGGCCCCGCCGGUGCCGCCGCCUCCGGUCGAGGACGUGCACCACCAGAGCAACGGUGUGGACAACAACAACGGCUCGCAGAAGUCGCAGCUGGUGUUCCACUGCCAGCAGGCGCACGGCAGCCCGCUUGGACUCAUCUCCGGAUUCUCCAACGUCAAGGAACUCUACCAGAAGAUCGCAGAAUGCUACGAUUUUCCACCCGACGAUAUUUUGUUUUGCACGCUGAACACCCACAAAGUGGAUAUGAAAAAGCUUCUUGGUGGACAAAUAGGAUUAGAAGACUUCAUAUUUGCACAUAGAAAAGGACGUCCAAAGGAAAUAGAAAUCGUUAAGACAGAGGAUGCUCUUGGAUUGACAAUCACAGACAAUGGCGCGGGAUAUGCGUUCAUAAAGAGGAUAAAAGAAGGCUCUAUAGUUGCGAGAAUACCGCACAUCGAAGUCGGUGAUCACAUCGAGAAACUAGACGGAGAGAACAUGGUUGGGAAGAGACAUUACGAAGUUGCGAAAAUUUUGAAAGAAAUUCCCAAAGGGACGACGUUUACAAUUCGGCUCGUGGAACCUUUAAAGAGUGGAUUUGCAAGUAUUGGCCCAAAAACAAGUAGUGCAAGAUCCGGUAGAAAACAAAAUUACGGCUCAGGAAAAGAAACUUUAAGAUUCAAAGCUAACGGUCAAGCAACUAUAGAAAAUGAGCAUGACGAGAAAUCCAAAGCCGGUAUUGAGAAAAUCAACAGUCUUCUGGAGUCGUUUAUGGGGAUCAAUGACUCGGAACUGGCGACGCAGAUGUGGGACCUCGCUGAUGGCAAGACCAAUUCGAUGCAACUCGCUGACGCCAUCGACAAUAGCGAUCUUCAAGAGUUUGGCUUUACAGACGAAUUCAUCAUCGAACUGUGGGGAGUAAUCACUGACGCCAGAUCUGGUAGACUGAGCUAGAGACACAAAGCAUUUUUUUUAUAAAUAGCAAGUGCGUAGGUACAGCCACAGUCCUAAAGUCAAAACUUCAAUAACAAAAGCGACCUGUAAUCGAAAGCUAUAGUAGGUGGAUCCUUGAACACGUCGAUUUCAUUACUUUGAAUGAAAAUAAUAUCCUAAAACCUUUUGUAUUUUUGCAAAUAUCCAGUUAGAACUUACGUCCUAUUUCGCCAACUUAAUUUUGCGUUCACGUUAGAGGUUUAGUUAUUUGUAAGUCAUAACUUACUACUCUGUAAAAGAUCAAAAGAAAAUGUAUUCCACCCGAGAGACAAUUUCAUCGUAGGUACUCUACAAGUUAUAUAACCAAUACCAAUGUUUUAUAAUUAUUGAAACAUGAUUAUGUUUAGAUUUUUAAUGUUAUACAAAACUGUUGAAUUCAGUAAUCGAUUCCAUUUUUGUUGUGGGAGUUUAGGCUUUAAAUUAUCAGGCUAGUAGUAUCAUAGCAAUAAUAAGGUGAAUAUUUUGCCAUUCGUUUGUUUUAGUGGUAGUUAAAUAGCUGCCAAUUGCGAUAUUUGCUGUUUAUGGCGUAUAAUAAAUUGUGUAAGUAAUUUUGUCCUCAUGAGUAUAUUUUUGUGUAUUCGUAAUUUGUGUCUGUAUUUUGUUAUGGCAUGUAUAAUUAUAUAGACAGAAGUAAGUAGGUAAUUUAGAGUGUCCAUAAUUUUCCAUUGUUUCUUAUUAAUUUGAAUCAAAAUGAGAGACUAAAGGCGUUAUCUCAUUCGUAAAUCUGUUUUAUUGGUAUUAGAAUACAUAUUACGAUGUUUUAUUGACACUUUAAAAUGUGGACAUUCAGGAGAUAGUCGCCAGUUUCAAAGAUAUUUCUGGACCUUUAAAAAAUUUACGAGAUUUAUGUGAAUUAAAAUUAAUGAGAAACUACAAACUUCGGAAGAACACUCUUUAGCUGCUGUGUCAAAACAAAACUCAGUAGACAAUGCAGAAAUAUACAUCUCGAAGUUAAUUUGGAAGCAAAGUAAAUGUGAUAUCGUGAAUACAAAUAUUUUGAAACUUAUAGUGCAAAAUGCACAAGGUGCUUACAAUAGAAUAUACAUUAUUUCCUUAUUAUUAUAAAAUUGAAAUUAUUAUGCUUAGAAUAAAUAUAUCAUUAUAUAAUAUACAUAUUAUUAAAUUACAUAAUAUAUAUUCUAAAGAUGACGGUACAAAUAUUUGAGAUAUUGUCAAUUACAUAUUCCUAUCAAGUCUUCAUUUUAGGUAGGUAUGUAUUUAUUUACUAAGUUAUUUUUGCACUAGUUUUCAUUUUAUAAAUAUAGUUUAUAAAGCUUUUGUUUAUAAUGUACAGUCAUUAUUAGAAGCUUAUAUCACUUUAAAUAGGAAUUAUCUGUUAGGCUAUUUAAUUUUAAGGAAAAUAAUUAAAUAAAAUAUUUUCUGUAUUAA